This is a messenger RNA of Zasmidium cellare ATCC 36951, 474 nucleotides long. RefSeq lists its product as uncharacterized. Lineage: Eukaryota; Fungi; Ascomycota; Dothideomycetes; Mycosphaerellales; Mycosphaerellaceae. The record is from RefSeq and is a predicted model, not a curated record. The coding region runs from base 1 to 474 and encodes 157 amino acids. Gene Ontology annotation, molecular function: 2 iron, 2 sulfur cluster binding. The transcript has a single exon.
AUGGCCUCGCCAUGGAUCUUCGUCGGUCCAGCGUCUUCGUUCCCAGAUAUCGCACCCGACUCGUCCAAGACCAAACUCUCCUCCCCCUCCUGCUCCGACCCGGAGAAGCGCGAGUCGUACUGCCGCGUGUACGACAUCACCGAGGACACGGCUCAGGAGCAGAGUAUCGAAGACGCAGAAUUGAGUGUCGGAUUGAAGCAACAAGCGCUCGUCUUUCGAUAUCGCGGCAAGGUCCACGCGGUGCCGGCGUCGUGCCCGCACCGAUCGUACCCUCUCUCGCGGGGCUCGCUGUACGACAUUGAGGACUUUGGAAUCAGGCUUUCUGCUGGAAUUGUCUGUCCCAGGCAUGGCUGGUCGUUUGAUCUCUUCACCGGGGAGAGUGAUCGCGGAGCAUAUAAGCUAGCGGUAUGGGAGGUAGAGUUGAGAAAGAGCGAGCAGGGAGAUGAGCAGGUGUGGAUUCGGAAGAAGAGCUAG